AUGCUUCAACGACACAGCAUUUUGAAGGCAAUUAAGAAGAAGCUCAUCCGGAAAGCCCUUGAUAUGAUCCGUAAACUUGCUGAGGAAGAUCCUGAUGAGUCCAAUGACAAAGACAAGGAAGAUCCAGUUGAUGUAUAUCUGAUGAAAUACUUGGUGGACUAUGAAGACAAGGAACUCAAGGAAUCAUACAAGGAACUCACUAAAUGGUGGAAGAGUGCUCUUGCCAGUUAUGAUGUGGAUGAUGUGAAGCUGUCCAUCCGAUUGGCUGACACACCUUGUGUGGCUGUGACAUCAAAUUUUGGUUGGAGUGCAAACAUGGAGAAGAUCAUGCAGUCUCAGAUUUUAUCAGAUGCUAGCAAGCAAGCAUACAUGCGUGGCAAGAGGAUACUUGAGAUUAACCCAAGGCAUCCAAUCAUCAAGGAGCUCCAGUAA
This is a messenger RNA of Prunus armeniaca (apricot), 432 nucleotides long. Lineage: Eukaryota; Viridiplantae; Streptophyta; Magnoliopsida; Rosales; Rosaceae. The record is from the annotation of a GenBank genome assembly.